GUUGUCAGAGCGGCCAGCCGAGUGGAUGCCCGUACAAAUUGGAAAUGGAAGAGAAAUCUGUAACAUUUAAAAUACGCACUCCCAGCUGGUUUAGGUUUUCGGGGCUGGGGCACCUUGGUGAGAGCCAACAAGACGCAACAAGUGAGGAUGGUAUUGAGGUGGUGACAGGAAGGAGAGAAAGGGAUAACCUGAGUGAUUAAUCAUCAAGGCAUCUUGGUUAAUCGCUCUGUUUUCAAGGGAUAUUUAUCCUUUCAUCAAGAGAUGGCAUAAGCAACUUUUGGAGCCAGGUCUGAAGACAACUCCCUCCUCCUCCUUCAGAAGUAGCAUGCCCACAGUCUUCCUGGCCAAUGAUUCUUCUACAGCAAUCAACAGUUCUUCCUCAUCCUGAGAAGCCUUCAUCUCUUCCUAUGUCAGUGGCUACAAGGCCAAGAGCCAGCUCACCACUGUCCCCACCAAAGUCUGUUGGACUGGGGCCUUCCUUCCAUCACGCACAAGAAGAAGAACUUGCAAAGGUGGUGGAGCAGGACCCUAUGCUGGAGGAACUAUGUAAGCCCCUGUGCUGUAAGCUUUGCAAUGUCACCCUGAAUUCGGCCCAGCAAGCCCAGGCUCAUUACCAGGGUAAAAACCACAGUAAGAAACUCCGAAAUUACUAUGCUGCCAACAGCUGUCCGGCACCUGCCAGGAUGAGUAAUGCAGUUGAGCCUGCCCCACCUCAGGUUGUCUCCCUUCCCACCCAGAUGGGAUCCAGUAAGCCAGGUGGCCGAGUGAUCUUGGCUACAGAGAACGAUUACUGCAAGCUCUGUGACGCCUCGUUUAGCUCUCCGGCCGUGGCACAGGCUCACUACCAAGGGAAAAAUCACGCCAAAAGGCUGCGCCUUGCAGAAGCACAGAAUAACUCAUUCUCGGAUGCGUCAGAGCUGGGCAAGCGAAGGGCAAGGAAAGAAGGGAGUGAAUAUAAGAUGAUGCAGAACAGAAGAAAUAUGUAUACAGUUCAGAACAACACAGGUCCCUACUUCAACCCCCGCUCGCGCCAGAGGAUUCCUCGGGACCUGGCCAUGUGUGUCACGCCCAGUGGCCAGUUCUACUGCUCCAUGUGCAACGCCGGCGCCAGCGAGGAGAUGGAGUUCAGGCAGCACUUGGAGAGCAAACAGCAUAAAAGCAAAGUGUCCGAGCAGCGGUACAGGAACGAGAUGGAGAACCUGGGCUAUGUACAAUGACGCGCCACCCCCGGUCGUAGUUUGCAACUAGAGCAGCUUGUCUCUCGCCUGCUGUUUGCCACAUGCCCUGCUUUGUGCUCCAUUUGAUAGGAGUAUGCUCUCGAGCUAUACAUGUAACACCUGCAAACUUAAUGGUAUGGUUAGAUUUUUUUUCUAUCAUAGUCGGCAGGAUGACGCUGUGCAGGACAUGAAGUGUUUUUUGAUGUUUGUUUGCUAAUUACCUAAGGCUCUUCGUUGUGUUGAGUGGCGGGGAGGACUUGGUCUUCUCCUCAGCCUUCUGCAUGAAUAUGCAAAGCCCAAGAAGUGCUGGGAACUUCUGUGGUUCAACCACGUGGGUAGACCAUGUGCAAAGCCUGCUCCCCUCUUUGCACACCACAGAGCAGUGCUCCAGAAUGCCUCCCUACAGCAGACUGAAUCUCUGGGCAGCUUGUAAAAGGGGGGCAGGAGUAGGGCCUGUGAAUGUGUGAAUUAGGUGGUGUACUUGUCCGCACAUUGCUGCUUCUGGCCCCCAUUACAGCCCAGAGUAGGUUCUUUCCACAUCCUCGUAGAAAGGCUGUGCAUACCUCUACUCCUUGGAGGGUCUUGCCUCUUACUGCUUCCUCUGCAAUGCAGAUUUCGUUCUGAACAUCUGACAUUGAUUUCAGCUGAUUAGCCCCAUUCAGAAAUACUCUCUUCUACCAGUUAGCAGUGAGAAAAGAUUCUCAAUGUUGUUGCCUGGACACCUUAAUGCACCAUGGGUGUAGCUCAUCUCCCUGAAGAGAGUCUCUGGGGAUCUCAGUGGUUAAUUAAGUGAAUUGGAAAGCAAACCUGCUCAGGUGAGAUGUGCUUUGCUCUGAUUCUGCCUUAGACUGAGUAGGGUUGAGAAUAGAUUGGAAGGAACUGUCAGCUGUAAUGUCUUUGCAUAGUGAUGUAGAAGAGAGCAAGUGUUGGUUUCUGGCCUGCAGCUCUUGCUCUGGGAGAGCAGGGCUGCCUGGACCAUGGGUAGCAGAUAUUGGUGUAUCCCACUUCCAUGCCAUUCCCUGGAUAAAGCCCAAUGGGUGUUAUAGGGCAAAGCUGAAAUGCUCAUUUGAACUAGAGCUACCAAUACUGGAUGAUUUUGUUCCCCCCUCUUUCUUUUUCCAUCUCAGGAUGGGUUUUAAUUCCAUUCCUUGAUGUGACCUUGCUGUUUUAGGGACCAUCAAAAAUCCAAAGUUAGGUAGGAUUUAGAUGUCAGAGGUGAUGAUUGUUUGAGUAACAGCUUUUUGGUUCACACAGAAGUAUUCAUGAAACUUGUUAAGCAACUUUUUAGGUGUAGACAAACUCAAAGGGUGGGUGUUUGUUUUGAUAUUCCUUAGCAAAAGUAGAAAAGGGAUAAAGAGCAGAAGUAGGGCAUUUAUUCUUCUGCUUGUUUAGAUAGAUGUGAGGAGCUGUGAAUGGAAUCCAGUUCGGUUUUUUUAAAACAUUGGCUCCAGUGGCAAGUGCAGCAUGUAGGUGGCCUUUGUUGGACCUGAUUCCCCACUGUGCUGCUGCAGCUGUGCCCUGGUGUAGCUUCACUGACUUCAGUGGCAGGUGCAGAGAGAGGGUCCAGGAAGCGUUGUGGCUCAUGUCUCACCUCUCUUCAGGCAGUGCAUAAUGUACCUGGUGCAUAAUGUUUAAAGCAACUCCCCCACCUCCUUUUUUUUUUUUUUUUUUUUUUUGCCAUUCUGUCCUGCCUCUUGCAUUCCAGAAGGACUUUCUGCUUGCCUUAAAAAAUGAAAAAUGAGUAAACUAACAAAAAAAUCCAGAUAGUUUUUAUUCAUCUUUCUAGUCCACCUUCAAAUGAUUUGUUGCACUUGGCUGCUCCUCAGAAGCUGAGUACUGUUUUCUUUAGUUACCUGAGCAUCAGGCAGCCAUACAACCUUAAUGCAGCCUUCCUAAAUCCAGGCAAGGUGAGCUCUUGCACACCAGCCAAAACCAACCCCCUAGAUUAUUCCAUGCCAAUCCUUGCUCUGCAGAUACAGGCCGAGCAAUGGAUGUCCUCAUGAGUGGGAUUCCCUUCUCCUCCUUUGUGCAAAACUCAGUUAAAUGGAGUUUGUGCACUGGAGCACGUUAGGAGGUAGGGGGACAGGUGCCCAGGUUGUAAAGCACUCACUGAGCAGUUCUGACAGCCUGUAAGUCUGUUUCUUCUGUGCUUUCCUGCCCCUGCCUCACCCUCUGUGUAGCCUUGAAGAACAUUCCUCUUGCCAAAAUCUCUCAUCAGCCUUUCGCCCUCCUCGUUUGCAGUCACAAGAGGGCUCUGAUUUUCUCUUUAUGCUCUGUCCCUUGGUUUGCCAGUGUGACCCCACUGUGCAGAGGGACAGAGGGAGUUAGAUGAGCCUCACCACGAUGUGCUCCACCAGAGUGAUCCCUGCAUUAUGAUUAAACAUCCCUUUGGCUGUAAGUUAAAGCGUGGCGUUUUCCACAGGCUGCAGUUAGUAGCAGAAAAGCACCACUUUGUGAAAUAGGAGCUGUAGGAGCUGUAGGUACUGGUGCUGCGUGGCUUUAUUGCUUGGGAUGAGGAGACAUUUUCACUUGCUUUCAUGUGUCCCAAAAGUCAGCUGUUCACCACUUAGCUUUGGUUGCUGCUUCUGCUUCCAGCCCAGCCAUCCGCUCCUCGUUUGGCAUUUCCAGUGACUGCUGGAGGUGUCAGAACUUGGUUUGCUCCAGCUGGUGUUUGCUGGUGCUUUUGGGAGGGUGUAUGAGGGAGGUGCAAGGGGCUGUUCUUGCAGGUUCCUCUCUGCAUGGGGCUUAGUCUGGUUUUGAGGUAUGGCUUCAGUCUGCCCUGAACAGAGUCUGCUUUGUUUUGUUAAAGGGAUCACAACAGUGUGCUCAUCCUGGGAAUUUCAAAGUGGUGGGUUACAUAGCAGGUAUAAAGCAGACAGUGGGACUCAAGUGACAAGAGCAGGACAGGUUUCCUGUGUAGGAGGAAAGAUGUCUUGCUGGGAGAAGCAGCUGGGACGCACUUUGCCCCAGUGCUCUGUUGUGGUUCUUCCUACAAGUGACCGAGGCUUCCUUCUCCCUCUUCAGCAUUGCUACACAGCUUGUGAUCUUCCCACUCUCCCUUCAGCAUAGGGAGCUGUUGACUGCAAAGAGAAAACACCCCCCCUCACUGUUGUUAUUAGGGUUCAGGACAAUCCAAACUCACACUUGUUGGUAGGAGAAACUGAGUGGGUCCUGAUUUUGUUUCUUUUUGUGAAAGGUGUUCUCCAAAUUAGUGUUCAAAACACAGAUUGAAAACACAUCCUGGGCAAAGCCUCUUGGACAUAGAUGGGCUGGGGAGAACAUUGUACAGCUGAAGUACCAUUUUGCAGACACAAUUAAUCUUUUUCUCAUGUUAAACAAAGUACCAAACCCAAGAAACAGGACUUCUGUGAAGCUGUCACAUUGGCCAGUAGGUUAAUGACCUUUGCUGCUAGAAACAAAAUGUAAAUCAAUGUGUUCAUAUUUAUUUUACUGUACUGACCACUAAUUGAUUUGUUGAUAUUUAAGGCAUUAUGCUGGUAGGUUGUUUUUGUUUAAGUAGGAAAAUUCUACAUCGCACUUUGCUUUUGGAUUGGAGCAAUUAUUUAUUAUAUUUGUGAAAAUGUUUUUCUCCCAUAUAAGUAUUGUUUUCUUUCCCUUGAUGCAAAAAAACCCCACCAAACCUAUACAGGAAAACCCAUCCCAAACCCAAAAAAACCCUGAACCAAAUCCAACCAGUGGAACUUUGUUUCUUUUUAUGCUAAACAAAAUGGGGAUUUCCUUGCAACUUGUUACUAAAUGUCCAUUUCUAAUUUCUUUUUCCUCGAAUGGUUCCUUUACUAACUUGGAAUAAUAUUUUUAGACAUUAAGUUCAUGCUUCAUUUAAGCAUUUCUUUUAAGGCAAGGAAGUAAACCAUGUGGAAUCCAUGAAUUUGUGAGGAGUAUGAAAGUGUUACUGUUUUGUUUGUAUUAAGCAUUAGCUGUCAUUUUGCUUUCUGCACUAAUGAGUAAAUGUGUUAAAAUCUUGCCUAACACUGGUCUAUUUUUGACUUUUGCUUUCUUCAUGUACAUUGAAAAGAACAAUGAAAACUUCUGUGGAGUUGCUUAGGAUGGUCAUCAGUGUAACAAAAUGCAGAUUUUUUUCUGUAAAGCUGCUUGUCUUUUUUCCUUUCCUGGAUGCCCAUUAUAGGGCAUUAGAAGGGAAAGCUAUUGCCAUAAGCAUGAAUUCAUAUUUUAGCUUAUUAAUGCAUGAUGUCCUUUUGCUACAUUACUUAAAUGAUGCUCUCACUGUAACCACUGGGAAUCUUGCCCGGGUCGGGAGUAAAUGAAAUACCUGAGCCAAAGAUACUAUAUUGGCCAGGGCCAGGCAAGGUACAUUGCUAAAAUUUGUCUUUUACUCCUGUGUUUGGAUUACAACACUCUCAAGGUUUUGCUUUUUGAGGACUGAGUAGCUGGUUCUUUAAGGAUUUGGUUUUGCUCCCUUUAAAAUAGUUUCAAGUAUGUUGACUUUAGUUGAGUAGGAGCAAGCCUUGAAAACCUUCAGGAAUUUCAUACUGCUGAUGUUUUCUCUUUUAUGUGUUUUUUGUUUUGUGCUUUUUAAAAAAAAAAUUUACAACCAUGUGUACCAGGAUGCUCUGGAUGAGAUGGACAUCUGCUGCUAGUUAUGGAAAAACAAAUGCCACAGUUGCCAAAGGAUAACAGAAAAUGGAGAAAUACAGUUUCUUUGAAGUUAGUGGCUAAGCUUCUCUUAUUUUGAGCUAGGCUGGCUUCUUUGCCACCUGCAUAAAGUUGGAAGGGAAAAUAAAAUCCACUUUGAAAUUAAUGUAGUCAAACAGUAGUUCUGGGAUCUCUCCUUUUAAAAACGUAUCACAAAUAAAACUGUCUUUUUACCUGAAAUAUCUGCAGGUAAGGGCAGGACUGUGGAUUUUUAAAAAUAAAAUCAGUCUGUGUUUUGCAGGGGAAAAAUUACUUGAUUUAAUUUCCUUCUGCAUCUGUACAGCAACACCAUUUGCAAGUGCAUGUUUCAUCUGGAGCCUUCUUGUCAGGUUGUUUUGUUGUUUUGUACAUUUUUCCGUAUUUUCUUUAUAUUGUACUGACCCUUGUGAGGGAAUACUUGAUUUAAAUGAUUUUUUUUUUUCUUCUUCAUUAUAUAAUAAAUCAUCUUGCUCUUACUAUUGUA
Molecule: messenger RNA, 6354 nt
Organism: Pipra filicauda (Wire-tailed manakin)
Lineage: Eukaryota; Metazoa; Chordata; Aves; Passeriformes; Pipridae
Gene: ZMAT3
Product: zinc finger matrin-type 3
Exons: 6
Coding region: 348-1217 (289 amino acids)
Molecular function (GO): zinc ion binding; nucleic acid binding
Source: RefSeq, a predicted model, not a curated record